This is a messenger RNA of Amborella trichopoda, 596 nucleotides long. RefSeq lists its product as uncharacterized. The record is from RefSeq and is a predicted model, not a curated record. Lineage: Eukaryota; Viridiplantae; Streptophyta; Magnoliopsida; Amborellales; Amborellaceae.
GAGAUAGAGAGAGCUUUGAAAUCAAUCUAGAGAGAAAGAGAGAGCUUUGAAAUCAAUUUAGAUAGAGAAAGCUUUGGAAUCAAUCUAGAAGCUCUGUUGUCUCGUCAAAUCGAUCUACAUCAAGGAGAUAUUUCCUUUGAAGGUCCAGAAAUGGGUUUUGCCUCUUCCAGUUCAAAAAAUGUGCCUAUUGCCGAAGCAGUAUUGUUGGGUGCUUUAGCUCCUGGUGUUAAUAGACCUACGUGGUUGGUGCUUAACUUUACUUUUCUGGCUCUAGGCUUUUGCCUUGCUGCCAUGCUCUUUGCAGCAUUCUUCUCUCAAAAUUCUUUGUUGAUAUUACACAUCCUGGUGCUCAUUUUUCUGAGUGGAAUGCUUUUUGCACUCCUUAAUUGGUUUCUUGCACAAACGGGUCUGGUGUCCAUCGAACAACAAAUGGAGGAGAUGGGUUUAGCCAAGAACAAAGAACCUGAGCAGAGAAAAGAUGAAUAAAAGCCUUCCAUGCACCAUCCACCAUCAAAAAGGCUUUUCAUGCAUCACUAAAAUUGAGGAUCACACAUUCAAAGGUGGCCUUCAGGCCGUUACAUAAACACUAACAAGAA